UACGGCGUGAAGAGAUCUCGUCUUUCUAAUAUUUUUUUUUCCCGGUGGAAACUUGAAGGAUAUCAGGGACGGAUAACUGAAAAUAGAAUUUGCCUCAGAGAACAAUAAACAUAGAUAUCUAUGUGUUUCUGAUGAAAACCAAUUCGUAACUUGAUGGCGACAGUGAACGUGGGAACGUGAUGACGUAUGAGGCAAAUUCGGCGCGCGAAACCUGGAACAGGAAGUGAGAGGAGCUGACGGAAAACUGCGGCCAAUUUGUGACUUCAAUCGCCAAGUUAACUUCAAAAUCUACAAACAUCCAUUAUAUUAUGGCUGACCCGAAGGACCAAGAAGAGCAUGAAACCACUCCGGAAACUGCUGAAGACUCCAAUCAUGACCCUCAGUUCGAACCAAUCGUGAGCCUUCCUGAGCAAGAAGUCAAAACUUUAGAAGAAGACGAAGAGGAACUUUUCAAAAUGCGAGCUAAACUCUACCGGUUUGCCUCUGAAAUUGACCCGCCCGAGUGGAAGGAGAGAGGCACUGGUGAUGUCAAGCUGCUCAGGCACAAAGACAAGGGCACAAUCCGCCUCCUAAUGCGGAGAGAUCGUACUUUGAAGCUUUGUGCCAAUCAUCAGAUUGUACCGAUGAUGGAGCUGAAGCCCAACGCUGGUAGCGACAGAGCCUGGGUGUGGAGUACACUAGCAGAUUAUGCCGAUGAAGAACCCAAACCUGAACUUCUGGCCAUACGAUUUUUAAAUGCAGAAAAUGCUCAAAAGUUCAAAGUCAAGUUUGACGAAUGCAAAGAUGUGGUCAGAAACAAACUAGAAGGGUCAGACAACACUGAUAGUGCAAUCAAAGUGGCAGAGAAACUGGAGGAGCUCUCGGUAAAAGACAAGAGAGAAGUUGAAAAGGAGACGGAGAAAAAAGAGGAGGCGAAGAUGAAGGCCGAGGAAAAGAAUUGAAGCACGAACUUUCUAUGCCGGUCUUUCAGUUGAUCCAUUUUCCUCUUUUUCUACAAUAGACUCUUAAUGAACUGAAUUUGGACACUUGAUGUACUAGGUUUUUUUUUUUUCCUUUUUUUUUUUUUUUUUUAAUUUGUUUUGCCUCACAAGUCCUUGAUACCACUUUGAGAACCAAACAAAGUAGUGAAGUUAUGAAAAUGAAGCCCCCACCCCCUUCUUCCCCUAUUGUUUCAAAACACCAGUGGAUUGCAAUACUUUCCAAUUAUGGUCAACACUUAAAUGUUGUGACAAACUGUGAAGAGGCUUGUGAUAGAAAUAAUUCCCACAUUGGGGUGUUGUUUAUUUUUUUUUUUUUUUUUUUUUUUUUUUUUUUUUUGUUGGGAGAUGGUAAUGUGGCCUGCUUGUUUAACAGCACAGGGUGAGGGACCUAGUGUCAUGGAAAUUGCAUAUUCUAGUACGUCAUGAUGAUGCAAUUCAGAGGGCCUUCUUGCCCUGGCCAUGAGUCUGCUGUUCCCGGGCUUCAAGUAAAUCUGUGACUUCUCUCUGGAGACUUGUAGAAUUAGUUCUUGCCAGGUCCAUUCUCAUCACAUCUGUGUGGCGGCAAUAAGUGGAGGGCCCCACUACAAUUUAGGACUAUCAGAUGCACUUAGCUGAUUUAAUUUUUGAUUUUUUUUAAACAUCUGAAAGUUUUUAAGUCCAAAGACAACAGUUUUUCAGUUUGGUAUACCUCCACAAAAAAUUAAGUUCCUGACCAGGAACUCUCUCUGUAACAUUCCCUGACUAAACAUGUAAAAUCUGCCCCUGGCCAUCUUGCUCAGCUCCAAUUCUUCUCACCAACCAACAUUUCUGAACCUCAAAAAUGCAUCCAAGUGCCAGUGCAUCUGUAAAUACUUGUACAUGGAUGAAAUGUUGCGUCUCAUUUGCACUCAAUGAUUGGAAAUGUUUCCUCCACUUUUGAAUAAAACACUGUCAACCAA
Messenger RNA from Syngnathoides biaculeatus (alligator pipefish), 1918 nucleotides. It is a transcript of the gene ranbp1, whose product is annotated as RAN binding protein 1. Lineage: Eukaryota; Metazoa; Chordata; Actinopteri; Syngnathiformes; Syngnathidae. Bases 309 to 941 code for a protein of 210 amino acids. Gene Ontology annotation, molecular function: GTPase activator activity. The transcript has 7 exons. Gene Ontology annotation, cellular component: centrosome; nuclear pore; cytoplasm. Gene Ontology annotation, biological process: positive regulation of mitotic centrosome separation; nucleocytoplasmic transport. The record is from RefSeq and is a predicted model, not a curated record.